Paramecium sonneborni is the source of this 517-nucleotide messenger RNA. NCBI's taxonomy places the organism in Eukaryota, Ciliophora, Oligohymenophorea, Peniculida, Parameciidae. The record is from the annotation of a GenBank genome assembly.
AUGGCACCUAAAAACUUAAAAAAAAAUAUUCAGUGCUUGAAAAAAACGAUUAAGCAAUUGAAAAGAAAUUUAAUUAUAUUAAACAAAAUUACUAAUAGAAAUUUAGUUGAAAUAUUGAAUCAAAAAUGAAUUGUUGAUAAAGAAUCUUCAGCAUCAAGGAAUAUAAUUAAUAAUAUAACUCUCAUUGAGGUCUUAGACAAUAAGAGAAGCUUUCUAAUAGAGAAUAAAACUGUAGUAUUAAAUUAAUGAAUUAUAUCACUUGAUUGAUUAGGAAAUCUAUUAAUUAGAGUCUAAACUAAAAAUGCUUAUUUAUAACCAUAAUUUGUAAACAUAAUAAUUUUAAUAAAGAUGGAUAGGAAGAAAAUGUAAAGGUUUAAGCUAAUGAUGCAAAAGAGGAAUGUUAAUUAGAAAUUGUUUACAAUAGUAAUUGUAGAAAGGCUAUGAUAAUAUAAGAAAAAUAAAAAUGAAGUAAAUUUUUAAGUCUCUUAAUAAUCUCAUAAUGAGAAGAACACAUGUG